Penicillium cinerascens is the source of this 1317-nucleotide messenger RNA. RefSeq names its product acyl-CoA dehydrogenase family protein. The record is from RefSeq and is a predicted model, not a curated record. The transcript is spliced from 2 exons. The coding region runs from base 1 to 1317 and encodes 438 amino acids. Gene Ontology annotation, molecular function: acyl-CoA dehydrogenase activity; flavin adenine dinucleotide binding. NCBI's taxonomy places the organism in Eukaryota, Fungi, Ascomycota, Eurotiomycetes, Eurotiales, Aspergillaceae.
AUGGCAUCUCUGGCACGGGGUCUGACCUCACGGGCAUCAAUCGCAAAUUCCGUGCUGAGGCCUUAUUAUGAACGGCUUAUCGGUCCUAACAAAGGCCGGCGAUAUGCCCACACCCAUGCACGAGCAGUUGAAUAUCUUCAAAACCACGAUACCGAUUUGACAGAAUCACAGAGAACCGUACGCGAGGCUAUCACUAAGACCUGCGCCAAUUAUUCCGACGAAUAUUGGUUGAAGCAAGACGAACUCAAGAAAUUCCCCGCUGAUUUCCAUCGAGCCCUAGCUCAAGAUGGAUGGCUUGGUAUCUGCAUGCCACACGAAUAUGGUGGCUCGGAGCUGGGCAUUGCUGAGGCAGCCGUGAUGAUGCAAACAAUCUCCGAGUCAGGAGGAGGAAUGACCGCUGCCUCUUCCGUACAUAUGAAUAUCUUCGGCCUAGAACCAGUUGUCAAAUUCGGGACCGAGGAACAAAAGAAGCGUUGGCUUGAACCUUUAAUUGCGGGCAAAGAGAGAGCCUGUUUCGGGGUCACUGAACCAAAUAACGGACUUGAUACUCUGAAGCUACAAUCUCUUGCCCGAAGGGAAAAGAAUGGCGAUUAUUAUAAUUUAUCCGGGCAGAAGAUAUGGAUCUCCACUGCGCAAAAUGCUCAGAAGAUCCUAAUCCUAGUUCGCACCACACCCCUCGACGAGGUGCAAAAGCCAUCGCAAGGCCUCUCGCUGUUUUACACCGACCUUGACCCCUCCGUCGUGGAAAUCACGGAGAUUCCAAAAAUGGGCCGAGCAGCCGUCGAUACCAAUACCCUAUUCUUCGAAAAUUGGCGGGUACCAGCCAACGACAUGGUCGGCAAAGAAAACGAUGGAUUCAAGAUCAUUCUCCACGGAAUGAACGCAGAGCGCAUCCUCAUCGGAGCUGAGGCCUUGGGCCUCGGCUACGCUGCUUUGAGAAAGGCAGCCAUCUACGCGGGGGAAAGAGAAGUGUUUGGGCGGGCAAUUGGAAAAAAUCAAGCCAUUCAGCAUCCUCUCGCAGAUAGCUGGAUGAAGCUGGAGGCUGCACGCCUUAUGAUCUAUCAUGCGGCGCGCAUGUACGACCAAGGAUAUGCAGGGGGCGAGUAUGCCAAUGCUGGCAAAUAUCUCGCCGCUGAGGCUGCUUUUGAGGCAUGUGAGAGGGCGGUUUUGACGCAUGGUGGGAUGGGCUAUGCGAAGGAGUAUCAUGUGGAAAGGUAUCUACGUGAGGUGUUUAUUCCUAGGAUCGCUCCAGUCAGCCGGGAAAUGAUCUGUAACUACAUCGGUGAACGGGUGCUGGGCUUGCCAAAGUCAUACUGA